CGCAAUCGCAAGUAGCACUGUAGACUAGCAAAAGGCGAAAGGCGAAAGGCGAAAGGCCGAAAGGGGCAGAUGAGGCAGAGCAGCCGAGCAAUCCAGAACGACACGAGGCAGCUGCUGACGGCCUUCCGCGAGGGCGAUGGGCUCGACUUUGCCGCGUUCGCCCGUGCAUGGCGACAGGUGCACUUUGCGACAUUCCACUACGCAGGUCGCGACAAUGCCGAGAAGACUGAAAAUAUGGAGAUUGCACUCGCACAUGUGCUGCACGUCAUGCUCGCGAGCAAGCUGAUCGAGACGCGCGUGUGGGGAAUGUUCACGCUGUACGCAUUGUACAAUGGCCAGCUGUGCAACCCAAAGGUCUGCAUCCGCGUGCCCAUCACGUCCUUCCCCGACCUCGUCCACUUGCGCGACACACUGGUCGCCGACAAGCUCGUUGAUGCGCUGUACACGUUCGAGCAGCUCGAGGCUGCGCAGGCGUUUCUGUUCACCGCCACCGCCUCCCGCGCCGGCCUCCCCGUCUCAAGAGACGCCAAUAAGGCAUUGGCCAUGGGAGCGCGAAGAUUGACUUCCACCUACGCCUCAGAACUCAGCGAACGCAGUGCCGUCAAUGGUAUCAUUGACGAGGAUAGCAUUGAACUCGUGGACAAGACGUUCCAGCGCUACUUUGAGGCAAAGUGUGUCCUGUCGGCGCUGGCAGCAGGCGACAACGCGCCAAGUUCGGCCGCGGCUGCGGCGGCUGCUGUUGCGAAUGGCUCCACAGCUUUGCUUCACCAUGCUCUUGGUGGUCUUGGCGCGGAAUCGAUUGGCCCGUCGCCAAUGCCUUCUCCACUUCCAUUUGCUCCGCACGAAGGCAGCAGCCAUUCCUUGCUCCAGUCGGGUCAAGGCACAUCCAGCAGCGCUUCCUCGCCAUUCAUUUCAACCUCAUCGCUCUCUCUCCUGCCAGCGACCAUGCACACGGCCUCUGCAGGCAACAGCGCGUCCGCGUUUGGCUUGGGUGUCCCUGCCGUUCCCGCGCAGCCAAUGAAGUCGCUGAACAUUGUCUCGAAUGCCAUCGCGGGGGAUCUCGCCAAGACCUUGGGUGAGUAUCGAGAAGAGUACCGUGCGAGACUGGCGGAAGGCAAGUUGGACAAGACGCGGCGGCGGGCCGAAAAUGUUGCCAUGCGCGCCCAAGCCUCUGCCCGUCGGCAAAAUUCCCAAGCACGACGGCUCGAUGCCAAGCGCAUGAGCGCGGAGCAAUCCAAGGCAGAAUGCGAGCGCAUCCUGCGUCAAUAUCUUCAGCUCCCCGCGACCGAAGCUGACGGCGAGACUCCAUCGGCGCAGAACGAGUCUUCGAGCAGCGCAGGCGAAGCAGCGACUGAACCAGUCGCUGGCGACAGCAUGGAGUCUGAUAGCCUGAGCACAGUUGGCGGCAGUAGCGGUCUGCGAAACAAACAGCCGUCGCGUUUUGUUCCAACCGCUGCAGCUGCAUCACAAGACAUGCCCUUGGUGGCUACGACCGAUCCCUCGGCUGCGACACACACCCCUGCAACAGCCAAGCCCAGUCGCUCACGCUCACGAGCACCGGUGUUUUCGAAGGCGGCGCUGGCGUUGAGCGAAGGUGCCGCACCGCGCGCUGGCAAGCAACGCACCGCAGCUCCCCCAAACCCUUUCACGCCCCUCGUUGUAUCAUCCACACCUGCGGUGUCUGGCGCUGGCGGAGAUGCGCUAGCAUCCGCGCUUGAGCAAGAUUUGGCUGCCGAGGCUGCCCAUGCAACAAUGCAACGUGCUUGGGAGGCGAGUACAUCGCGCGUCAGAUCGGCGACGUCCAGUCCACGGCAGAGAGCUGCUGCCACCAGCGAGAACAGCAGCAACAGCGAUGCAAGUUCGAAUCGCAGAACCGCGCGUGGUUACAAUCGCGACGACGAUGGCGAGCAGGAUUAUGUAGCCGGCAGCAGCAGCAGCAGCAGCAGCAGCGGAUCUCGGUCCUCACGUGCCAGUACACGACGUACUCGGCCACGUCUUGCCACGGAGGAUGAUGGUUGAAAAACGUCCUUGGAGAUGCCAACGGGAGGUUGAUUUGAUUCUAGUUUCUGUGCGGCCCCCCCCACCCUACUCCUCUUGACAGUGUUGCUCCCUUCAAUACAUGGAUUUGUCGACAA
This is a messenger RNA of Capsaspora owczarzaki ATCC 30864, 2135 nucleotides long. RefSeq lists its product as hypothetical. Bases 70 to 2019 code for a protein of 649 amino acids. Lineage: Eukaryota; Filasterea; Ministeriida; Capsasporidae. The record is from RefSeq and is a predicted model, not a curated record. The transcript has 3 exons. Gene Ontology annotation, biological process: snRNA transcription by RNA polymerase III; snRNA transcription by RNA polymerase II. Gene Ontology annotation, cellular component: snRNA-activating protein complex. Gene Ontology annotation, molecular function: sequence-specific DNA binding.